Messenger RNA from Symphalangus syndactylus (siamang), 7847 nucleotides. It is a transcript of the gene MARF1, whose product is annotated as meiosis regulator and mRNA stability factor 1. Gene Ontology annotation, biological process: regulation of gene expression. The record is from RefSeq and is a predicted model, not a curated record. Lineage: Eukaryota; Metazoa; Chordata; Mammalia; Primates; Hylobatidae. Gene Ontology annotation, molecular function: RNA binding; CCR4-NOT complex binding; RNA nuclease activity. Gene Ontology annotation, cellular component: cytoplasm; peroxisome.
GCCCCGCCCCCCCCGGGGUUCCCAGCAUGCCCCGCGCGGACAGGAUGCGGCGGCGGAGGCGGGGCAAGGAAGGGGCGGGGUGAAGAGGAGAGAAGGGCGUCGGUUUUGCGACAGGGGCGGGGCGGUGCGGAAGCGGAAGUGGAGGGUGCGCUUGGCGGCGGCGGCGGGAGCUGCGGAGUCGGGAAUCAAAACAAAGGGCCUGGGGGGGCGGGGGGAAGGCGGCGGGGCCGGAAUGUGAGCGGAGGUGGAGCCGGCGGCAGAGGGUGGAAGAAUGAAAGAAAAGAAAGAUGAAAGGAUGUUGAAUCACUUUGCAUGGCUGUAUGAUGGAAGGAAAGGGAACUGAGAACUCCUGCAGUAGAACACGUGGAUGGCUUCAACAAGAUAAUGAUGCUAAGCCAUGGCUUUGGAAAUUCUCUAAUUGCUUUUCUCGUCCUGAGCAGACGCUGCCACAUAGUCCCCAAACGAAAGAGUACAUGGAGAACAAGAAGGUUGCUGUGGAACUAAAGGAUGUACCAUCACCCCUUCAUGCUGGCUCUAAGCUUUUUCCAGCAGUCCCACUUCCUGAUAUUCGUUCUCUUCAGCAGCCUAAAAUACAGCUUUCUUCUGUCCCUAAAGUAAGCUGCUGUGCUCAUUGCCCUAAUGAACCCUCCACUUCGCCAAUGCGUUUUGGUGGUGGUGGUGGCAGUAGCGGAGGUACCAAUAGCUUGAUUCACCCGGGCGCACUGUUAGACUCGCAAAGCACCAGGACAAUCACGUGUCAGGUAGGGUCAGGGUUUGCUUUCCAGUCUGCAUCUUCACUCCAGAAUGCCUCAGCUAGGAACAAUUUGGCAGGCAUUGCAAGUGACUUUCCCAGCAUGUGUCUAGAGAGUAACCUGUCUUCCUGCAAACACCUGCCCUGUUGUGGAAAACUCCACUUCCAGUCAUGUCAUGGUAAUGUGCACAAGCUGCAUCAGUUUCCGAGUCUGCAGGGCUGCACCUCCGCUGGCUAUUUCCCCUGUUCUGAUUUCACAAGCGGGGCUCCGGGGCAUUUGGAAGAGCACAUUUCACAGUCGGAGCUAACGCCUCACUUGUGCACCAACUCUUUGCACCUUAAUGUGGUACCUCCGGUUUGUUUAAAGGGCUCACUUUACUGCGAAGACUGUCUAAACAAGCCAGCAAGAAAUAGCAUAAUCGAUGCGGCUAAAGUCUGGCCAAAUAUACCACCUCCAAAUACUCAACCUGCACCUCUUGCUGUCUCUCUGUGUAAUGGCUGUGGAACCAAAGGAACAGGGAAGGAGACCACGUUGUUAUUGGCGACCAGUCUAGGCAAAGCUGCUUCAAAAUUUGGGUCACCAGAAGUUGCAGUAGCUGGACAGGUGCUAGAAAACUUACCCCCCAUUGGAGUUUUUUGGGAUAUUGAAAACUGCUCCGUUCCCUCUGGCCGGUCAGCAACUGCUGUUGUGCAAAGAAUCCGUGAGAAGUUUUUUAAAGGUCACAGAGAAGCAGAAUUCAUCUGUGUAUGUGACAUCAGUAAAGAAAACAAGGAAGUUAUUCAAGAGCUGAAUAAUUGCCAGGUAACCGUUGCCCACAUCAAUGCUACUGCAAAGAAUGCCGCUGAUGAUAAACUGCGGCAGAGUCUCCGCAGGUUUGCAAAUACACACACUGCUCCAGCCACAGUGGUUCUUGUGUCAACUGAUGUCAAUUUUGCAUUGGAACUUAGUGACCUGAGACACAGGCAUGGUUUCCACAUUAUUUUGGUCCAUAAAAACCAGGCCUCAGAAGCACUGCUGCAUCAUGCUAACGAGCUGAUCAGAUUUGAAGAGUUCAUUUCCGACUUGCCCCCCAGGUUACCACUAAAAAUGCCACAGUGCCACACUCUGCUCUAUGUUUAUAACCUACCAGCAAAUAAAGAUGGCAAGAGCGUCAGCAACAGGCUCAGACGCCUGUCCGAUAAUUGUGGUGGGAAAGUGCUGAGUAUCACAGGCUGCAGUGCAAUUCUCCGCUUCAUAAACCAAGAUAGUGCAGAGCGUGCUCAGAAGCGAAUGGAAAACGAAGAUGUCUUUGGUAAUAGGAUCAUUGUGUCAUUUACUCCAAAAAAUAGAGAACUCUGUGAAACAAAGAGUUCAAAUGCAAUUGCUGAUAAAGUGAAGUCUCCCAAAAAACUUAAGAAUCCAAAAUUGUGCCUCAUCAAAGAUGCAAGUGAACAAUCUUCCAGUGCCAAAGCCACGCCUGGAAAAGGGUCACAGGCAAAUUCUGGAUCUGCUACAAAAAAUACAAAUGUUAAAAGUUUACAGGAGCUGUGCCGCAUGGAGUCAAAAACUGGUCAUAGAAACAGUGAGCACCAGCAAGGUCACCUGAGGCUGGUCGUACCCACUCAUGGUAACUCAAGUGCUGCAGUGCUGACGCUGAAAAACUCGGGAGUGGCAGAACCCGUUUACAAAACCAGUCAGAAAAAAGAGAACCUCAGUGCCCGAAGUGUUACCAGUUCUCCUGUAGAGAAAAAAGAUAAAGAGGAGACCGUAUUCCAAGUGAGUUACCCGUCUGCUUUUAGCAAGUUAGUUGCAUCCAGGCAAGUCAGUCCUCUGCUCGCAUCUCAGUCUUGGUCUUCUAGCAGGAGUAUGUCUCCAAACCUUUUUAACAGAGCAUCCCCGCUUGCUUUCAACAUUGCAAAUUCGAGCACCGAAGGCGACUGCCCAGACCCAUUUGCAAAUGGUGCUGAUGUCCAAGUCAGCAACAUAGACUACAGAUUAUCCCGGAAGGAGCUGCAGCAGCUCCUGCAGGAAGCAUUUGCCAGGCAUGGCAAGGUGAAGAGUGUUGAGCUCAGCCCCCAUACAGAUUAUCAGCUCAAGGCUGUUGUGCAAAUGGAAAACUUACAAGAUGCGAUUGGUGCAGUGAAUAGCCUCCACAGAUACAAAAUUGGCAGCAAAAAGAUCCUAGUCUCACUUGCCACUGGGGCUGCCAGCAAAUCACUCUCUUUACUGAGUGCAGAAACAAUGUCUGUUCUUCAGGAUGCCCCUGCCUGUUGCCUGCCUCUGUUUAAAUUUACAGAUAUCUAUGAAAAAAAGUUUGGACACAAGUUGAAUGUGUCAGAUCUAUAUAAAUUAACAGACACGGUCGCAAUCCGUGAACAAGGAAACGGACGGCUGGUGUGUCUCCUACCCAGCAGUCAGGCCCGCCAGAGCCCCUUGGGGUCUUCCCAGUCACACGAUGGCUCCUCCACAAAUUGCAGCCCAAUUAUAUUUGAAGAGUUAGAAUAUCACGAGCCUGUCUGCAGACAGCAUUGUUCCAAUAAAGAUUUCAGCGAACAUGAAUUUGAUCCAGACUCUUACAAGAUUCCUUUUGUGAUUCUUUCUUUGAAGACAUUUGCGCCCCAGGUUCACAGUCUUCUCCAGACCCACGAGGGCACCGUGCCUUUAUUGAGCUUUCCAGAUUGUUACACUGCAGAGUUUGGCGAUCUAGAAGUAGUGCAAGAAAACCAAGGAGGUGUUCCCUUAGAACACUUCAUUACCUGUGUUCCAGGUGUAAACAUUGCCACUGCUCAGAAUGGAAUCAAAGUGGUUAAAUGGAUUCACAACAAGCCCCCACCUCCCAACACUGACCCUUGGCUUCUGCGUUCGAAGAGUCCUGUAGGUAACCCCCAGCUGAUCCAGUUCAGUAGAGAAGUGAUUGACUUGCUGAAAAGCCAGCCAUCCUGUGUCAUACCCAUCAGUCAUUUCAUCCCAUCCUAUCACCAUCAUUUUGCAAAGCAGUGCCGAGUGUCAGACUACGGAUACUCCAAGCUGAUUGAGUUAUUAGAAGCAGUGCCUCAUGUAUUGCAGAUUCUUGGAAUGGGCUCCAAACGUCUGCUGACCCUUACCCACAGGGCCCAGGUGAAGCGCUUUACUCAGGAUUUACUAAAACUUCUCAAAUCCCAGGCCAGCAAACAGGUCAUUGUGCGAGAAUUCUCACAGGCUUAUCACUGGUGUUUCUCAAAGGACUGGGAUGUCACUGAAUAUGGUGUUUGUGAGUUGAUUGACAUCGUAUCAGAGAUUCCAGACACAACCAUCUGCUUAUCCCAACAAGAUAAUGAAAUGGUGAUUUGUAUCCCCAAAAGAGAACGCACUCAGGAUGAAAUAGAAAGAACAAAACAGUUCUCCAAGGAUGUCGUUGAUUUGCUGCGUCACCAACCCCAUUUCCGGAUGCCCUUUAAUAAAUUUAUCCCCUCUUACCAUCACCACUUUGGCCGGCAGUGCAAACUUGCAUACUAUGGGUUUACCAAACUACUUGAACUUUUUGAAGCCAUACCUGAUACUUUACAAGUAUUGGAAUGUGGAGAAGAAAAGAUCCUUACUCUGACAGAGGUGGAGCGGUUCAAAGCUCUAGCUGCCCAGUUUGUUAAACUCCUUCGGUCCCAAAAAGACAACUGCCUUAUGAUGACAGAUCUCCUUACAGAAUAUGCUAAAACUUUUGGUUAUACAUUUCGUCUCCAAGACUAUGAUGUCAGUUCCAUUUCGGCUUUAACUCAGAAACUCUGCCAUGUCGUGAAGGUUGCUGAUGUAGAAUCUGGCAGACAGAUUCAGCUGAUCAACCGAAAGUCUCUGCGAUCUCUCACUGCCCAGUUGCUGGUAUUGUUGAUGUCUUGGGAAGGAACCACCCAUCUUUCUGUUGAGGAGCUCAAGAGACAUUACGAAAGUACCCACAACACUCCCCUUAACCCCUGUGAAUAUGGAUUCAUGACCUUGACUGAACUGCUGAAGAGCCUGCCAUACUUGGUUGAGGUUUUCGCUAAUGAUAAGAUGGAAGAAUGUGUGAAGCUCACAAGUCUGUAUUUGUUUGCGAAGAACGUGCGGUCUUUACUUCAUACUUACCACUACCAGCAGAUUUUCCUUCAUGAGUUUUCCACGGCCUAUACCAAGUAUGUCGGAGAAACUCUGCAGCCCAAGACCUACGGCCACAGCAGCGUGGAGGAGCUCUUGGGAGCAAUUCCACAGGUGGUCUGGAUAAAAGGACAUGGUCAUAAGAGAAUUGUAGUGUUAAAAAAUGACAUGAAAAGUCGUUUGAGUUCACUCGGUCUCUCCCCCGCCAAUCAUGAAAACCAGCCCUCGGAGGGCGAGCGCAUCCUGGAGGUGCCCGAACUGCACACAGCCUCGGAACUCAAGCUUGGAGCCGACGGCAGUGGGCCCAGUCACACAGAGCAGGAGCUUCUCCGCCUGACCGACGACUCCCCCGUCGACCUCCUGUGUGCGCCCGUCCCCUCGUGCCUGCCGUCCCCUCAGCUGAGACCAGACCCCGUUAUCCUCCAAUCUGCUGAUCUCAUUCAGUUUGAGGAGCACCCUCAAGAGCCUUCUGAAAUUAUGAUUUUAAACCAAGAAGAAAAAAUGGAGAUUCCAAUACCAGGAAAGAGUAAAACUCUGACCUCUGACUCCAGCUCGUCCUGCAUCUCAGCAGCUGUCCCCGUGCCUCCCUGCCCCUCCUCGGAAACCUCCGAGUCACUGCUCAGCAAGGACCCUGCGGAAAGCCCGGCCAAAAAGCAACCCAAAAAUAGAGUCAAAUUGGCAGCCAACUUUUCCUUAGCACCUAUAACCAAGCUUUAACUCCCAUUUUGAAUAUAGAAUUAGGAUGGGAAAACACUGUCUGAUUCUGCACACAAAAGUGGGUUUCAAAAAUACAUCCUCUUCUGUGCCAUGAAACCCCCCGAAGCCAUUUACUUCAUCUUACCUGUAUUCCAUCAUGUUUUUCUUUUCCAUUGAACACAGCUUUGAGCUGAAGUCUUUCUUUUCUUUCUUCUUCCCUUUUCUUUCUUUUCUCAAUUAUUUGAAGAACUUGUGGCAUUUGUUAAAGAAUCCUUAAUAUAUUUUACCAAAUUUUUCGUAACUAUUAUGAAAUACAAUGGUGUUCCAAAAGAAGAAAGCACUAAGAACUCAACUAGCAGGAAGCGGUUUUGCUUCCAUUGAGCCACGUCGGUGGUGUCAUCCUACGUGUAGCAUAAUAUAGUCUCUCAGCCUUUGCUUACUGGUGUUGCCAACAGUAUUAACCCAGUGCGUGGCAUGUCUUUGAAGCAAAGCCUGUCCCGCUAGCCUGUGUGUUCACACACUGAAGGAGAGGGGUUGGGAGUGUAUUUUCAGGUUGGAAUGUGAAGGUUCCAGGCUUCCAUGUGACUUGUAAGUGUGCCUUGUUUUUUAUUUAAACUAUGUCUGUAGUUGACAAACGUGGCUUCAUCAGAAAUUUUUUUAAACGUUUCUACUUUGGAGUUCCAUUUAGGAGCUUUCUAGAAAGUUGAGGAUGUUUUAAGCUUCCCUUCUGUGUUCCAGUUUGAUAUGGGUUAGGUUAAGGAAAAGGAGAUGGUCUCGACGUCAUGGAUUUAAAGUCAGCAUUUGGAUUACAACACACAUUAUUGUGUGUCAAGAGGCAGCAUUGCAAAGAGUCUGAUUUUCUAAAAUAUGCAUCAAGUGCAUAAAUUACAAAUCAGAGCUGAGUGGGGAGGUGCUUCAGCAGCAGCGGGAUCAAUACGAUUUCCACUGGGAAGAGAGGAAUUCUACCUACACAUAGGAAGGCCAAGGUUGAUCCACUUAACCUUGUUAUUAUAAUUUUAAAGCUGGUAUUGGUAGCUGGGAAGCUUUAUGUGUGUGUAUGUCAGCUCAGCAUCUUUUAAUCGUGUCUGAUUUUACUCUCGUUACUUCUCGCUGUUGGAAGCAUGUCUGGGUUUUUUGUGGCGUCUGGUGUGGAACGGCCUUCCUCUCUAGGUGCCUGAGGUGUCCGCUGAUGGGUGGCCUCUCACCCCCCCCAAGGAAACCUGACAUUUACAAUGGAUUGUAUUUGUCGGGCAAAAAAGGCGGAUUCAUUCAUAGAGCAGAAAGAACCUGUUGGCGUAAGGUCUUCCACUAGCUAGAUGGUUUCUUUUGGGGAAAUGUUUAUAUUUGGUAACUUCUAGAAAGCCAGAAAAUGGACUCUGAUUUCAUAGCCAGCAUUUUGAUAAAAUGCCACAAAAUAAAGGUUAUAGAGAGAUUUUUACAAGUCAGAUUUUUUGUUCCCCAAAUCUUUUAAAUGAAGCCAGUGAUUCCCAGUUCUCAACACAUGGCCCCAGUCAAGACAGAACACCAUGGAAAAAACCCUCUAUUAUGGCACUCUCCGAAUCCUCCUGAAGGCAUUUCCUCUACAGACAUAGUGUUACAGGAAGUGAAAUGCAAAUGUGCAAUUUUUUUAAAGGAGCUUUUAAACAAAGUAAUAAUAGUUGGUGUUGAGAACAUCAGUUGCCUUAUUCUAAGAUUUCAUAAGGCUGAGUUUGCACGCUUGGACUUCAGUUUUGCUAGCAUGUAAAGAGUGGUGGACUUUAAAACCAUAAGAGGUAUCAUUACAAGUCACCUGGAACAGACUCAAAGAACAGGUUCUUUGGGCAACAGAGAAAGAAGAAUCAAGUUCUGUGCUGUCCUGUGAGUGUGUCUGAGUACCAUUCACUGGAGUUGCUGCUUAGGUCUGGGACGUGUGUGUGACUCUUAACAAUCGCUGUCUGAAAAUGAGAGAGAAGACGUCGGAAGCACAUUGUGUUCAUAAUGUACUCCACAAUGGCCAGUCUAAUUGCUAUGUAUUUUCUUAUCCAGAGGCUUAAUUAAAUGAUGUGGUAAAAUGAUGUUUGAGCAUUAAGACAAAGUAAUUCUUUAUUUCUGGGUGGAAAGAUGUACCGGAUUAAAUUUAUCUGUUUAAAAAAAAUGACAAAAGUUAUCACCAAAACCCCCUUUCCCAUCUUGCACUGUUUGUUUUGGAUUGGGUUUGGGGGAAAGAGAUGUUUUUCUUAGUUGUCUACUUUGUUUGAACACUUUUGUUGUGGUUCAAGUGCUGUUUUGUGUGUUGGGACCAAACAGUUGUCAAUAAACCUUACAAGCGAGCAUCUA